CUUGGGUUUCACGCGGCGGCUGCUGACAAGUCACACGAGGAUUUAGCAUUUUAGCUCGUACGCCGCGCAGCAAACAGCAACAUUCACACACCUUCAAUCGCAGGCGGGAGAUGAAUUAUUCACGCUUCAUCAAUGCAGUGAGCGCUGCGAGACGCACAUCCCCCAUCCGGGCUCUGACUGACCUGCAGCUGAAGGCUCCACCGAGCCUCAUCUCCCUGGCUACGGGGAUGCCAAACCCCAACACGUUCCCAUUUCUUGGGGUGAGCGUGGAGACACGGCCCCUGCACAGGGAGAAGCUACCCGGACCAUCCCGUCUGAAUUUCGACACCAAAACCGUUGCGAGGAUGCUGCAGUACUCGCCCACGGAUGGCAUCCCUGAGCUGAUUGACUGGUUCAAGCAGCUGCAGACGAGGGUUCACAACCCCCCGACGCGCAAAUUUGAAUCCACAGACACCGAGAUGACCGUGUGCAUCACCACAGGCAGCCAGGAGGCGAUUAGCAAGGUGUUUGAGAUGCUCAUCACCCCAGGCGACUACGUGCUCAUGGACACGCCAACAUACCCGGGCACCCUCAUCGCCGUGGAACCACUCGGCGCGCGUGUGCUGAGCGUAGCGAGCGAUGCACAGGGGAUGAUCCCGGCAGAUCUGCGACGCGUGCUCUCGCCGUGGUCUCCAGCAGACGCCCGCGUCCCUGCCUCAGGCAUCCCCCGUGUGCUCUGCACAGUCCCCAAUGGUGGCAACCCCACUGGAGCCUCGCUGAGCACCGACAGGAAACGGGAAAUAUACCGCAUUGCACGGGAGUAUGACCUCCUCAUCAUCGAAGACGACCCUUACUUUUACCUGCAGUUUAAAAAGCCCUGGAGUGAAUCUUUCCUCUCUAUGGAUGUUGAUGGAAGGGUCAUCCGCACAGAUUCCUUCUCCAAGAUCAUCUCCUCUGGCUUGCGUCUGGGUUUCUUGACGGGACCCAAAAAGUUGGUGAACCGAGUCAUCCUGCACAUGCAGACAUCGACCAUGCACACGUCCACCUUCUCACAGAUCUUGGUGUAUAAGCUUCUGGAGCAAUGGGGCAUAGAUGGCUUUCUCGACCACGUGGACAGUGUGGUGGAAUUUUACCGCUCUCAGAAAGAUGCAAUGGUCUCCUCCGCCCAGAAAUGGCUCACGGGUUUGGCCGAGUGGGAUUCGCCCCAGGCAGGAAUGUUCCUGUGGAUAAAAUUACUGGGGGUGGAAAAUUCACGAGACCUCAUCAUGAAGAAAGCCCUGGCAAAAGAGGUGUUGUUCGUGCCUGGAGCUGAUUUCUACCCUGGCUUGGAUGCAGUUUCCUCACACUUGCGUGCGUCAUUCUCAAUCACCAGCCCAAAGCUCAUCGAUAUGGGUCUUCAAAGACUGGCUGAGCUUGUUAGAGAUGAGGUAAAAAAAGCGUGAUUUACUGUGCACGAGCGUGCAUGCAUGCAUAUGCACACAAAUAAAAACGUGCCUUAAUUUUCACACAAACAUAUCCACACAGGUACAACAACAACCGGCAUUUGCAACUAAGUGGUGGUGAUGUUACCACAGCGCUUGUGCCACGCUAUGUGCACUUUAAGGCCACGCAUCGUGUCGAAUGCUCACUGCCAGGUCAUGGGUUGACUGAGAUGACUGGCAGAUGGUACCACCUGUGCCCCUGACUGCCACCCAGCGCUCUGCUCGUUGUUGUGAGCGUCACUCCUGUGCCCUCUGCUGUUUUUGGACGGCGACUACCUUCAACUCCACAGUUGCAGUCCUUCGCGAGCAUCCUCCACAGAGGCCAAUUUUGACUGGGUCAUGUAUUAUUUUAUUAUUUCCCUUCUACGUGACUUUACCGAAAGAACCAAGAAUAUGAAUCCCUGCAGUCACGAAAGCUUUAAAUCAAAAAUUUUACUGCUGGUACCAGUCAUUGGCAAGUCUACUCAGCUCCAUAUCCUCUCAUACCACAUAAUUCCACCUCUUCUCUCGCCAAUGCCACGCCCAUUUAGUCCUAUCUGCCCGAACAAAAUCUGUUUCGGCAUGCAAGCUACAUGACCCAGCCAAUGCAGCCUUGCCUGCCGAAGGAGCUCACCAAUGGGACUGUGUCCAGGUCUUUCAAGGAUUUGUGAUCUCGCACAAUCCAGCCUGGUUAAACCCAGGAUGGAUUGUAGGCAGGCCAGCCUGAAUGUUUCUAACCGCCAAAGAUGUUUGAAUACGGGGGUCAACAUUUCGCAAGCAUAGAAAAUGUAAGGACAUGACUGUGGCUGAGAACACCACCCAAAGCUUCCUUUGGAGUGGCAAACCAGGUAGCUUCCACAGAGCGUUAUGCAGCCAAUGAAAAUAUGCCGCUCAACUGAUUGGGAGUGAGACCUCUGCUGUAAAACCAUAGCCAGUCAUAAGCACAGUGCCCAGGUAUGGGAACAUCUCCACUCUCUCCACAACUCUCCCCAUCACCAAUGGGGAGUUGAGAGGGUGGAGUGUUUGAUGACACAAAAUACCCAGGCGUAAACCACUACCACCACUCCGCCUCCUGUUGAAGGGGAGGCGAGCCCACAGUAGCUGGGGACUUACAGCUUCCCACACCUCACUGCCACGCUCCUACACCCCCUUUAUUCUUUUGUUCAGAAGAGCCAUUCCAUGUUGUUUGGCUGUCUCCUCCCUGAUUAGAGGACUGACUAGUUCUCAGUGACUGCAGCCAGAACAAGUCCACCGGACCUCCUGACAACCGCAGAUCUAGGUGGUACCAGUCCAGCUCCCGAUAAGAGAAGUGGGAGCCUCUCCUCCACAGUGAACAUUCGUACAUUUCAAGUGGCCACUUGCAUAGGCUUUUUGCUGGAAGAACCCCGAGGGUACGGGUCCAGUCUUCUGGCUCCGUCAAAUGGGGUUUAGUCAGGAGACGUCGUAGAAACCUGUUCCUCUGAGGCGUCCGGAACAAGUUCGUUAUUUUUUGCAUGUUUUCGUCGUAAUUGAAAUGAAGGUGGAGGGGUUACCAGUCCCUCAUACCCAUCCAGAGCGCCCGUUGGCCGCUGUAGCGACAAGCGCCAUGAGGGAGAUAGCCAAUUGGAAUUGGCCCUCCCCCCAUGGCAUUGCUCCCAGCCACCACAGGGUUAUCAUCGGGCACCACCGAGAGGAUAUGGGAUUGUUCUUGCCAGACACACAGGCACAAACCGACAUACUGUAUCACACAUGCUGUUAUAUAAACAUUCACAACAUGUAAACACAUCAGACAUGUGCAAAACCAGUCUUUCGUGCACGUGCAAAACAUACAUAUGUGCAUAUCAGCAGAUACAGAAAGUCAGUCUUCCUGAUCAAUAAUGUAGAGUGCACAUCUCCAUUGGUGACCCUGAACCAGUGGUGGAACUCCACAUUACUAUGGCUGGCACUCUGCACAGGACAGCCAUCAAUUUCAUACGUUAUUGAUCCUGGAGGGCUGAUGAAGUUUUUUUCUUUUCACACGUAUACACAGUAGAGUACAUAUCUCUCCUAUGCUCAAACACACACGUACAAGCAUACCUCUUAUAGCGCUCAGGAUGCAUACUAGGUCACUAACAUGGUUCCGAUGGAGAUGCGUAUUGACAGCGCAAUUUUUUUACCUAUGAGCGAUACGAGGGCUUCAUUGGAGCAUCGGUAAUAAGCUUAAUGAUACUUUGCACAUGAUACAUAUAUAAAAUCAUUUCAUUAAUUCAAAUACAUUUUAAUACUGACAUUAAGUGAUGCACUUUCCAGAAAAUUGGGUGGGAGCUUGCGUGUAAGAUCAACUGUUUGCCGUAAUCACACGUUCCGUGGGAAGUUAUACUAACCUAUGGAAUUAUUCGAUACAUGGAUUGUCAAUGAAUUUAUGAAUUCACCCUCGAUGAAUCGAUACUCUAGCAUAGGUGUCAAAUCGACUGAGCAGAAUUAAUACAAUAGACCUCGAUGCUGGUUCCAAAGACAUGCCCCUAUUGGCAGCACCACAUCUACUUCCAUAUAUAUGGGCUGAUCCUCACAGUAAUUUUCCUUUAGGACAUUGCGUAAUAACGUAACAGCAUUAUAAAAGGCAGCACUGUGACAGAUAUGCCUGUACACAACAAGGACUAUGGCUGUCAUUCACCAUUUAACAGUGGUGACAUUACAUUAUCAUAUUGCUGGUGUUGCUUUCUGCUCGCCAUCGUUUCUGGAAGGUGGCUACCACCAGCCACUCAGUGGCAUCUUUCACAAUCUUAGCACUGCUGGCAAGUUUCCUUCAGCAAAUUCACUGAGCUGCAAGCUCAUCCUGUGUCGCAUCAGUCUAACUGCACCCACAUUAGCAGGACAUGCAGUGGCUGGGCAUGCUGGAUACAUGAUGCAGCCAAUGUACUUUAUUCUGACCUCCCAUCAAAGGGGGGACCCUGUUGUUACUCGAGACAUUCAGGGUCAGCCUGAAUGUCGCAAGCCAGAGCAGGGGUUUCCAUAAGGGAAUCCAGAGCAUUGCAGAGGUGAAGUGAUGCCACUUGACUGAUUUGUUGAGACCUCUGCUGCCAAACCAGUAGGUGGCAAUGAACUGCACGACGAUAAACCAUCUCAUUACUCAUGAAGACAAUGUGGCGUGUUCGAUUUUGUACACAAAAUAAAUCACCAGCAAUUGUUAU
This is a messenger RNA of Lethenteron reissneri (Far Eastern brook lamprey), 4588 nucleotides long. It is a transcript of the gene AADAT, whose product is annotated as aminoadipate aminotransferase. Gene Ontology annotation, molecular function: pyridoxal phosphate binding; L-kynurenine:2-oxoglutarate transaminase activity. Lineage: Eukaryota; Metazoa; Chordata; Hyperoartia; Petromyzontiformes; Petromyzontidae. The record is from RefSeq and is a predicted model, not a curated record. Gene Ontology annotation, biological process: biosynthetic process.